UCCGAUGAGGUUGGACGUGCCGCGCGCUCGUGUGGAAGCCAACACAGCCAGAAAGAAGGAGUCCGUAGCGGAAGAAUUCAGCGUCCGCGAUCUUCACCGUGAACUCUCGAUGACUUCUCGUCGGUGACAUCUCGCGAGUGCUGUGCCUUCUUUUUUUUUUCUACAUAUAGCUUUUAUUAUUUAUUUAUUUAUUCUUGACGUAAGACACCCCCGAUCGUCUUUCUGAAAGGGAAGGAUAAGUUAUCAACAAGUGCAGCCAGCUUCCUGGCUGGGACUACAUUUCGCUCGGGAUAACUUGAACAAGCCGAGUGAAUGUUUGUGAAAGAAGCAGCCAUGCCUCGCUCGUUCCUCAUCAAGAAGAACAACUACAGCCACUGUCCGCUGAAGAAGAGGCCGGUGCCCAUGUACAAGGACAUCGACGAUGACUUGAAAGGAGAACGCGCCGACGAGUGCUCGGAGCCGGAGAACCUCAGCACCAAGCCGCAGGACCUGAGCCUGGCCGCCCAGAAGGCGGUGACGCCCUCCACCGCCGCCCCCGACGAGCACGCCGCCCCCGCGGCGACGCCGCCCCACCCGCAGCUCAUCAAGACGUCGGCGGGGCCCCUGGAGCCGCUCAACCUCAACACGCAGGCGGAGGCGACCGCUCUGCCCCACCACUACCCCCACCACCACCACCACCACUACGCCGCGUCGCCCCGCCCCCAGUGGGCGUCGCCGCCGCCGCACUACCCGCCGCCCUACUUCACCUUCAACUACCCGUACCCGCCGCCGCCGGCGCCGCCCGAGCUGUACGGCCACGGCUACGCCCCCGCCGCCGCCGCCGGAGUCUACCCCGCCGGCCAGCUGUCGCCGUACGCCCCGCGCGAGGCGGCGGCGUCCUCCCCGCCGCACCGCCCCCACCAGCCGCGGCCGUACGCCGCCGCCGUGUACCCGCACUGCGGCCUGUCGCCGUCGUCGCCGCACUCGGCCUUCCACUCGCCCGAGGACCUGUCGUCGCCCGGCAGCGUGGGCAGCUCUUCCUCGUCGGGCGGGGAGCGGCGAGGCAAGGAGCCCGCCCCCGGCGCCGCCCCCAGGUACCACUGCCCCGACUGCUCCAAGUCCUACUCCACCUACUCGGGCCUCACCAAGCACAAGCAGUACCACUGCGGCGGCGCGGGAGCUGCCUCCCAGGCAGCCGCCGCCAAGAAGUCCUUCAGCUGCAAGUUCUGCGAGAAGGUGUACGUGUCGCUGGGCGCGCUCAAGAUGCACAUCCGCACCCACACGCUGCCCUGCAAGUGCAAGCUGUGCGGCAAGGCCUUCUCGCGGCCCUGGCUGCUGCAGGGCCACAUCCGCACGCACACGGGCGAGAAGCCCUUCUCGUGCCCGCACUGCCACCGCGCCUUCGCCGACCGCUCCAACCUGCGCGCGCACCUGCAGACGCACUCCGACGUGAAGAAGUACUCGUGCCCGGCGUGCGGCAAGACCUUCUCGCGCAUGUCGCUGCUGGCCAAGCACUCUGACGGCGGCUGUCCGGGGCGGCUGUCCGCCUCCAGCCCGCCGCCCACGACCUUGGAGCACCUGGCCGUGUACUGAUCUCCUCCCGCCCCCCGCAACACAUGGCCCACAUUUUCAAAAAUAAAUGUUACGUAGAAAUCAUCCCUACAGUUGAGCUUUGCAGCAGAUACAAUACCACUUUAAAAUAAACAUUUUUUUUUUCACGGUUAUUCCACACCCGCCAAUUGUGAAACAACUUUAAAUUAUUUUAAUUUUACAAUAAUGUUGGUAAAACUGCUUCAGCCAAACCCAAAAUUAUUUCCAUGUACGCAACCUGUUCUAAUCUUGGUUUUUUUGUUCAGACUAUUCAUUGCAGUUUUAGCAAUGAUUUUUUUUUAAAUUCAUAAGUAAUUUUUGUGUUUGUAGCACGGACCUUAAAACUUCAAACGUAUACGGUAGACAUGAGGCAAAGAAUUUCUGGAGCCUUGCUUGAAUUAGUAUGCUUGCACGUCGUCGUCGAAAACUAUAAAUUUUUAUAAACGGUUAGAAGUUUGAAUGUGUCAUGCUUAAGCCUAAUAAUGUUUUCUAAUUUAUACGAAAUAAAUGUUGAAUGAGACCCUAUUCAGCUGCUAGAAAAUAAAAAAAUACAAUUCUUUGAAAGCGUUUGAGACAUAUAUCUUUUUAUUUAUUUUGGUUUAAAACUACCAUAUUAAUUGUUUUUUUGGGAAAACUGACAUUUAUUCUACGGAAGACACAGUAUAUUUUAUAUGUUUGAUUCGAAAGCGUUUCGUUAAACUAACCCCAUUUUUUUUUGUUAAUGAAGUUCGUCAAAGAAUUAAGGCUUCUAAAGAUACUAUGUUUGGCCAGUUUGGCAGUUAAUGCUUAGUAUUUAUAUUUCAUUGACAAAACGAUAUAACGGUUAUUUACAAAUUUUAAUUCAGGUUCAUUCUUCUAUUUUAACAUACACGGCGAAUAUAUGACACAUUGAAAUUUUACAUCCUUUACGAAGGAAUGCGAGCUGAUGCUCCUCCAGAGAAUUUUGAACACCUUCACUAAUAUUUAAUAUAAUAUCAAAACCAAUACUUAUUAAAUUUUUUACGAACGAAGAAAGCGUUGAGGAGUUUCUUCUUCUAAGCGAAAUUAUAAUUCAGUGUUUCGUCCUCAUGUCUAUUGUAUACACCCUGCAAGCAAGUGAUACUUAUUUAAUUUAUUUUGUAUUUGUUCUUUUUUAUCUUUUUCUGGAAAAAUAUACAAAGUUGAAACACAUUUUGUAUGUAACUUAAACUCUGUGAAUGUUAAAUCUCUUGUUCAAUUAGAACAUUCAUUUUAAGUCUGAUUCAUUAAUUCAUUUUCAUUGUGUACGUUAGAAAAAAAUCUGUUUAUAUUGUUAUGCAAAUAAUUCCAAUAAUAACAGUCCAUACAAUAUAUUUUUGAUGGUUAGUACCUAUUGCAUGUAAAGAUUUGUGAAAUUUAAACUGUAUCUUUAAAGUAUCUACGGCAGUUCCAUUAAAAAUUAUAAAAUUAAUUUAUUGUUUGAACAGUGUUUUGUACAUUAUGUACACAAGUAAUUCAUAAAUGCGAUUUGGCACAGUAUGAGUUGUUACGUGAUUAAUGUAUAAAAAUUUAACUUAUGUCUAUAAACGUUUUUUUUUUUUCGCCUAAUGCUAAUAUGGAGACUUGAAAGGUACAGUUUGCCAUUAUUUGUAACUUUAAAAAGGAAAAUUUAAACUUGGCAAUAAAAAUAUAUGCAUCAAGGUUAAACUAAUCACUCACAAUAAUAUUGUAGGCCUAAUAUUCGUCAUAUUUAUUUACAAUUUAAAAAAAAAUACGUCUCAUGACAUUUUAAACGUCAAAUAAAAACUAUACUGAACCGUAUUUUCGCAAACCAUAUAUUGUCCCUAGCUGCAUUGAUUACUGUUUUUUUUUUUCUCGAUGCCAUUCCCGUUAUCGAAACUGAUACAAAUGACUGACUUCUUGUACGUUUUGCAUUUCUGCUGUGACGCUACAAGCACGUUAAAGACAUUUUAACCACGAGCAUUUGUUAUAUAUUUAGUGCCUUUGUAACUACGUUGUCUUGAUGAACUGAUUGUUAAGUUGAAUUUUUGCUGGUUGGUGGGCUGAUGGGACUAUUGGCGGUAGUGAAUGUACAUAUUAUGUGGUUUUUGAUAGUCUUUUUUUUGCCAUUCAAGUGCCUAUUAAGAUUGUGCCUUAAGUCAAUUUAAAUGUUACAUGAAAAGACUGAUUAACUGAUUCUCAUUUAUUUUUUCGUGCAGAAACCAAAUUGUUUAAAAAAAAUUGCUGAAAGAAAGAUGCACGUGAAACAUAAAAGUACAAAAAAGGUGAAGGCUUUGUAUUUAAAGUGAUAAGUACAUCACAUUUGAUGAAAUGUUUUGAUAUUUUUCCCAUCGCAACGAUGCAUCUUGCCAUAAAUAUCUUACUUUAUUAUAUUCCAUGGGAAUCAUUGUAUUUGUUGUGUUUAUAUGUAAAUUAUCAUGUGAAUAAUACCUUUGCACCAAAGUGCCAAAUUGUUCAUUAAAGUUGGUUUCCAUUCAGAGGACUAUAUGUUUUAUAGUGCUAUCUUCUUGUAAAUUUUACUGUCUUAGAAAAAAUAAAUAACUAUAAAAAUGCAACAGGGUAUCCAAUAUAGUUGGUGCUCUGCCUGCCAUUUUGAAAACUAGUCAUGAAGGAAAAGUGUACUUAGUGAACAGCUCAAAUAUAAUAUAUAUUUACAAUUUGUAAAUAAUAGAGCUAGUUUGUACAGUGCCUUAAAUUUUUUGUAUUGUUCCAGCAAAUUUAUAUAAUACUUCAUAAAUUUUAU
Molecule: messenger RNA, 4291 nt
Organism: Bacillus rossius redtenbacheri
Lineage: Eukaryota; Metazoa; Arthropoda; Insecta; Phasmatodea; Bacillidae
Product: zinc finger protein SNAI2-like
Exons: 2
Coding region: 313-1572 (419 amino acids)
Biological process (GO): regulation of transcription by RNA polymerase II
Molecular function (GO): RNA polymerase II cis-regulatory region sequence-specific DNA binding; DNA-binding transcription factor activity, RNA polymerase II-specific
Source: RefSeq, a predicted model, not a curated record